Molecule: messenger RNA, 2561 nt
Organism: Homalodisca vitripennis (glassy-winged sharpshooter)
Lineage: Eukaryota; Metazoa; Arthropoda; Insecta; Hemiptera; Cicadellidae
Product: nephrin-like
Exons: 14
Coding region: 164-2116 (650 amino acids)
Molecular function (GO): protein binding
Source: RefSeq, a predicted model, not a curated record
UACUACACAACAGAACCACCCUUCUCCCUACUUAUACUGGAGGGUGUCAAGGAGGCGGACGCGGGAGUCUACCGGUGUAGGGUAGACUUCAAAAUAUCUCCUACUAGAAACUCACUUGUUAACUUAACAGUUAUAGUGCCGCCACGAAAACUAACUCUACUCGAUGCCGUGGGAGGCACCAUCCACACCUCCUACAUCGGACCUCUUCAUGAAGGCGAUAUUAUCAAGCUGUCGUGUGUGGCGACUGGCGGUCACCCAGAAGCCGGAAGUGAGCUGGUGGCGGGACGGGGUGCUGGUGGACGACUCCAGUGAGGUGCUAGCUGGUCGACGGGUCCGGAACAUCCUCAGGAUAGACGGUGUGGGCAGAGAAGAUCUAGGCAGUCGCCUGACUUGCCAGGCUACUAACAGUCCUCAGCUAACCCCACUCACUGCAACGGUUACCGUUGAUAUAUAUUUAAGGCCGAUAGAGGUGAAGUUAGUCGGCCUGAAUCCUCCCCUAAGCGCUGACCAAGAGCACGAGGUAACGUGUAGAAGCGCAGGGUCCAGACCACCUGCCACCAUCACGUGGUGGAAGGCCGGCAAGAUUCUUAACUACCCUUCCAAAGUUACUACUAGUGGGGAAGGAAACAUAACAACAAGUGUUGUGACGCUUCGAGUGUCGAGGAAGGAUGCAGGAUUGCCUUUAUCCUGCCGAGCAGCUAAUCCUCACGUUCCUGGAAGUGCUCUGGAAGACUCCUGGGUUCUUGAUGUCAACUAUUUACCAUUAGUGAACGUCAAACUGGGAAGCAACAUCAAUGCGUCCUACAUCAGGGAAGGGAUGGAUGUUUACUUCGAGUGUCAAGUAGAGGCAAACCCUCGGAUACGGAAACUUAUUUGGAUACAUAAUGGAAUGAUGGUCUACAACAAUGCCAGCACUGGGACAAUCAUCACUAACCAUACUCUCGUCCUCCAGUCCGUCAGCCGCAACAGCUCAGGCCUGUACUCGUGUGUUGCUACCAACUCUGAGGGAGACGCCGAGAGUAAACCAUUCGACCUCAACGUCAAAUUUGAGCCGGAAUGUCUGGGCAGCCAACAGCGGGUUUAUGGAGCUGCCCGUAUGGAAGAGAUCUCCAUAACGUGCGAUGUGGAGGCUAAUCCUCCAGCAGCAUGGUUCCACUGGAGUUUCAACAACUCGGCGGUGCGAGCCAGAGGAGUAGACUCCUUCCAGAGUGUAGGAGGGGGAGGCCGCAGCGUGGCCCGGUACACUCCUCUCUCUGACGGUGACUACGGGACCCUGCUGUGCUGGGGCCGCAACGAGCUAGGGUCCCAGUAUCUACCAUGUGUCUUCCACAUUGUUCCCGCUGGUAAGCCAGAUCCGCCCUACAACUGCACUGUAGUGAGUGUCAGUCUAAGUACGGUCAAUGUGAGCUGUGAGCGGGGGUUCGAUGGUGGCCUUCCCCAGGAGUUCCAGGCAGAGGUCACAGUGCGAGGUCGUCUGGUAGCCAACCUCACCAACAGAGAUGCUCCGGAGUUCAGCCUACUGGAGCUGGAGCCUGGAACUGCGUAUGACGUCACGGUGUUCUCCAGCAAUGGCAAGGGUCGCAGCCAGAGAGGUACUCACGUGACUGCCGCCACGCAAGACCCUGGAACAACACUUCUGCCAAGCAGAAUAGCCGAUGAGGAGAGCCUAGUGAACGUGGAAGAGCUGGUGCUGUUGGCUCUAGGAUCAGCCCUGGGCGUGUUGUUCGUGUCGGCAGUGGUGCUGGGGCUAAUGAGGGUGCGGCGACCUCCACCUCGACCAGAGCAGGAUAAGAAGGUGACUCAGAUCCUCGCAGUGGCCACACCCUCCUCCAACGUCGACGACGACAGGAAUCCCGACGUGAUUCCUCAGAAAGAUGUCGAUAGCUCAGUAACUCAAGAUAUAGAAUUGCGAGGUGAAAACCCAGCACCGAGUUGGGAGACCUCGAUUUGUGUAACACCUCUCAAUCCUUAUCACGCUCCCAGACACAAAGGAAUGAAGGCUCCAGGAUUGUGGGAAGGCACUCUAUGGUCCAAGGGUCAAGACCUAAAUGCCCUUCGUCACGUGGAGACCCAGACUCUCCAGCACUCAAACAGACCAAAGGAGAGUGCCGUUUAGCAGGUGGUGAAGAGCCCAGGCGGCUUCGAUCAAACAGCGGUUUGAGACUUCUUCCACCUGAUACAUGCAGUGCCUUUCCGCAUUUCCCUGGAAGCGACGAGGUCGUGGAGGUGAUACAAUCAACGACUCCCGACAACUUAACACGCUUAAAGACUAAAGUUGUAGGCCUAAGCAGUCAUUGUUACUACCAACGCUGAAAUGAAAUGAACUUAUCGAUUAAUCGUGCAUGUCAGAGUUUAAUAAUCGUUUAAUACAUGUCGACUGUUCUCAACAACCUCAUCUUCCUAUUUAAUGUAAGAUAAGCUCAGUUGUACAUAGUACGAAUGUUGUUUGUUGGAGACCCAGUUUUCUGCUAAAACUGUUGUUUAAUUAUUCAAACCCACUAUCUAUUUGUUAUUGUAGAAUAAUUUUUAUAUCUAUAUUUUUAUACUAUGCGUUAAUAAAU